Nerophis lumbriciformis (worm pipefish) is the source of this 1493-nucleotide messenger RNA. RefSeq names its product probable acyl-CoA dehydrogenase 6. The record is from RefSeq and is a predicted model, not a curated record. Lineage: Eukaryota; Metazoa; Chordata; Actinopteri; Syngnathiformes; Syngnathidae. Gene Ontology annotation, biological process: fatty acid beta-oxidation using acyl-CoA dehydrogenase. Gene Ontology annotation, cellular component: cytoplasm. Gene Ontology annotation, molecular function: acyl-CoA dehydrogenase activity; flavin adenine dinucleotide binding.
GGAUGCCAAACAACAAUGGCGCUGCGUCUGAACCUUCUGCUCAACAAAUGUUGCUCGCUGGGAGUCCGCACGUUUGCCGGCAACGUGUUGUCUAAAACGGCAGAAUCCGGCGUGCCGGAGACCUCCAGAGACCAUUUAAUCUACACGCCAGAGCACUUUGCGUUGAAGGAAUCCCUUAAAAAGAUCAUCGAGCAGGAGAUUAACCCGUUUGUCGAUCAGUGGGAAGCAGAGGGGAAGUUUCCGGCUCAUAAAGUAUUCAAGAUCCUGGGAAACGCUGGUUUUCUUGGCGUUAACAAACCAGUCGAAUAUGGAGGCUUGGGACUGGACUUCAGCUACAGUGUUGCAGUGUCCGAGGAGCUGGGCAACAUCCGCUGCGGAGGCAUCCCCAUGGCUAUCGGCGUUCAGACCGACAUGACCACUCCGGCACUGGCUAGGUUUGGUUCAGCUGAGCUCAAGCAAGAGUUUCUGCUUCCCAGCAUCCUGGGGGACAAAGUCGCCUGCCUUGGAGUUAGCGAAGUCGGGGCGGGUUCUGAUGUGUCAAACAUUAAGACCAAGGCGGUGAGAAAAGGCGAUGAAUACGUGAUCAACGGGGGCAAGAUGUGGACCACCAACGGCACCCAGGCGGACUGGAUGUGUCUCCUGGCCAACACCGGUGACGGACCCCCACACAGGAGCAAAUCCCUUAUCUGUUUGCCCAUGGACUUGCCAGGAGUCCACAUUGCACGGAAGAUUGGCAAACUGGGCAUGUGGUCGUCAGACACGGCCGAGAUCUUCUUCGAGGACGUGCGCGUUCCCUGCAAGAACGUCAUCGGCCAGGAGGGCUUGGGCUUCACCUACCAGAUGCUCCAGUUCCAAGAAGAAAGGCUCUGGGCUGUGGCCAAUAUUCUGACCACCAUGGACUUGGUCAUUCAGGAGACCAUCAGCUACACCCGGCAGAGGAAGAUCUUCAACCAGCCUGUCCUCCACCACCAGUCGGUGCAUUUCAGGCUGGCCGAGCUGCAGACGGAGGUUGAGCUGCUGCGCGCCCUCCUCUACCAGGCCACAGCGCUGUAUAUCAAAGGCAACGAUGUCACCAAGAUGGCGUCCAUGGCCAAAUUAAAGGGGGGCCGUCUGGCCAGGGAAGUGGGAGACAGCUGUCUCCAAUACUGGGGAGGGAUGGGCUUCACCAGCGAUGUGCUGGUCAGCAGAUUCUACAGGGACUCCAGGUUAAUGUCCAUAGGGGGAGGGGCUGACGAGGUCAUGCUGGGAAUCAUCUGCAAAUACAUGGACACGCUACCCAAGAAGUGACGUCAUCAAUUAGCUUGAUGUGAGCCUUCUCAAACUAAUUUAAAAAAAAACCAAAUCACAUAAGUGCAGUUAAGCUUGUCUAGAUGACAGGAAGUACCGCCUUUAUGUUUAAUAUGUAAUAUAAAUGUGAGUAACCAAGGCAUGCUAUUUGUGAUUUUAUGCAAAUAUUGAUCAAGCUAUAUUACAAGAAAUACUAGAGAUUUUAA